AUGGUGUCUAGUCAUUCAGAAUCUGUGGUUAAUCCUACUACUCAUGGAUCUCUUCAACAACAAACUCUACCUGUCGACCUCAGUUCGUUGCAAGAUUUGAUCUCCUUCUCAACUCCAAUACUUGUUGAUCAACAGGUUCUACCUUUUCAGACUGCAACAACAUUGACACCUCCAAUUCAACAGGUAGUGAGCAAUAUCAAUGUUCAACAGUCACUCCCUCUCGACACCAAUACUUUACAAGAUUUGAACUCUCUGUUGAUGCUUAAUUGCAUGAACAAUGGAAGUGCAACUUCUAAUGACGACUCUUCUCCAUUACUCAAUAUUCCAAGUAGUAACAUGUUCUUUCAUGAAUGA
Naegleria lovaniensis is the source of this 354-nucleotide messenger RNA. RefSeq lists its product as uncharacterized. Bases 1 to 354 code for a protein of 117 amino acids. The record is from RefSeq and is a predicted model, not a curated record. NCBI's taxonomy places the organism in Eukaryota, Heterolobosea, Eutetramitea, Acrasida, Naegleriidae. The transcript has a single exon.